AUGGAAGAAAACGAGCAGAAAAAACGCAUCAACGAUGUGAUCUGCGAGAUCACAGGCGCCAGGGAAGCGCACCAGGGCCAGAUUGACGCGGUUCAUCGCCUUGUUCAUCAGCGGAACGAUACAGUGCUCGUUGCAGCUACAGGAUACGGAAAAAGUGCUGUACUCUACGCCUUCUCAGCGAUCACGAAGCUCACUACGGUACAAAUCGUGCCCUUCACGAAGCUGGGCGAGAAUCAGCGCGAUGACAUCGCCCGGGCUGUCCCUUCUUCGAAGUCUGUGUGGAUUGGCAGUAUUACAUUCCCCAGCUUGGCUCCUUUACCCUUACCCCUGACCCCUGAAUACAUUGCUAACUAAUUUUAUCUAGAACCCGAACGUUUAAAAUGAAGUCGUCUUCGUCUUUUUCUUCUUCGUCUUCUUCAUCUUCUUCUUCGUCUUCUUCUUCUUCGUCGUCUUCUUCUUCAUCUUCUUCUUCGUCUUCUUGUUGUAAGGCUUCUAUAGCCUUAGUAAGAGAUGAGAGCUCAGGGGUGCUGCCCAGGCCAGUAAGCUGUGAGCUCGAGUCAUGCCCUCGCAGGAGCAAUGCCUAGCAGCCACCCAAAAGGCCUGAAUCGUCAUUUACUAACGCGCCAGACAUGAUC
Molecule: messenger RNA, 635 nt
Organism: Lasiosphaeria miniovina
Lineage: Eukaryota; Fungi; Ascomycota; Sordariomycetes; Sordariales; Lasiosphaeriaceae
Exons: 1
Coding region: 1-354 (117 amino acids)
Source: RefSeq, a predicted model, not a curated record